Molecule: messenger RNA, 2161 nt
Organism: Ipomoea triloba (trilobed morning glory)
Lineage: Eukaryota; Viridiplantae; Streptophyta; Magnoliopsida; Solanales; Convolvulaceae
Exons: 6
Coding region: 232-1452 (406 amino acids)
Source: RefSeq, a predicted model, not a curated record
CUUUUCUCCUACCCGGCUGCUCUUUCUUUUUCAUUUUUUUUUUUAAGCUGCCAAUCUGCCAUAAACACAAAACAAAGAAGUUAUUCGGACAAGCCUCCAUCCUCAGAGGACUCUGAAAAACCUCCAAAACCCUAACCCUGAAGCUCCGUAUUCAAGUUCCAAUCCCAUUUGCUGAUCUAUCCACUUCACUCUUACUGAAUUCUGUUACUUUCUGCACACAAGCACGCAUAAAUGACUAAUUCGGGAGCCUUCGCCGUGUCGCGGAGCCACAGAGGAGACCGAUUCUACAACCCGCCACCGAUGCGGCGGCACCACCAGCAACUGCAGAAGGCGGCGAAGGCGGAGGCUGCAGCUUCCGAGGUGGGGAACCGGACUGGUUCACACGAUUCGGCCACCGCAUUGUCUAAACCACAAUCUGUCUGCUCGUCUUCUCCGGCGCCGCCGAAGAAUGUCACCAACUUGGAUCGUUUGAUGGAAUCGGUUACUCCCUUCGUGCUAGCUCAGCACUUCUCUGAGGUAAAUGUAAGAGGACAAAGAACUCGUGAAGCAGGUGCAAAUGCAUUUUUUUGCCUUGAGGAUCUUUGGGAAUCUUUUCGAGAGUGGAGUGCGUAUGGAGUAGGCGUGCCACUGUUGUUGAAUGAAAAAGACCAAAUUAUUCAGUAUUAUGUUCCUUUCUUGUCUGGCAUACAAUUAUACAUAGACCCAUUGAAGUCAUCAUCUCGGCUUAGGAGAUCAGACGAGGAGAGUGAUGUUGAGUCAUCAAGGGAGUCUAGUUGUGGUGGCAGCAGUGAUUGUGAAGCAGAUAGGCAAUCUAAAUCUGCUGAUUUAAAAUGGAACCAGCAAAACCAUUUAAAUGCUAAUGCCCAACAACUAAACAGAAUUUCGUUGAGAGACAAAUCUGCAUUGAACUUGUCUGCUGAUGAAGCUGAAAUAAAUAAAUCCCCCGGAGCACUCUUGUUUGAAUAUUUGGAGCAAGAACAACCAUAUAAUCGCAGGCCGUUGACUGACAAGAUAAUGGACCUAGCAUCUCAAUAUCCAGAAUUGAAGAAGUGCAGGAGUUGUGAUUUGAUGCCCUCGAGUUGGAUAUCUGUUGCUUGGUAUCCGAUAUAUAGAAUACCCAUAGGCCACACACUACGGGAUCUGGAUGCAUCUUUUUUAACAUUUCAUUUCUUGUCCACACAACCUAGAGUGGCAGGUUCUGUUCAGCCACAGUUUCAUGGUGCAAAUGGUAGGAGUGUACAUGGUAUGAUUCAUGCUGCCUCAAAGAUUUCUUUACCUGCCUUUGGCCUUGCUUCAUACAAAUUGAAGGGCUCACUUGUGAGUCCAUGUGGACCUCGUGAAUCCGAGCAAGAGAACUCUCUCUUGCUAGCUGCAGACGAUUGGCUUCGGAGUCUAAAAGUUUUUCUCCCUGAUUACCAAUUUUUUCUCUCUCAUUAUUCUCAAUGGAGAUGAUGGGGGCUGGAUGUUGAUCAAUGUGCCAAAGUUUUUAUUCCUUAUGGGAGACAUUCAGAUGCCGAUUCUCCACCAAACUCCUACCUAAUGAGUUGGUUAAAAUGCUAUUUUCUUUAAGCCUUCUAUGGUUUAAAAAUACUCAUGAAACUUCGGCAGCUGUUUAAGCUUUCCCAGCUUUGAACAUGCCAAGUAUAUGCGCUGGAGUUGCACUUUAUACUGUUUCAAGGUGUCGCAGAUCGAAAUUUACCAGAAUUGUCAAGAAGCCACAUAAUGCAUCAACUAUAUUCAGUUGGUACAUGAUCUCUUGACUAUGUUGUUUCAAGGUGUGGCAGAUCGAAAUUUACCAUGAUCAUGAUGAAAAUUUUGAACAAUCUGUAACUCACAUAUAGCAUCACAAACUGAUCGAAGUACUUACUAGUUAUAGUGUUAUGACAAGUGAUUCUGACCGAAAAUCUUGUUAGAUAAAAGUCAGGUGGAAAUCUUCCGACUCUUUGACGUUUGUAUCUUUGUAGCAUGAGGUUUACAUUGUAUCCGGAUUCUGAUUUCCCCUAUAUGGCUGAGUCAAACCUACGUUGAAUGCUAUGAUGCUGAAAACAGACAGAUUAGCCAAUUUUGAGUUGGUAGUUUUAUUGUUGUUGUAUCCUAAUCUGGAUUCGGCUCAGAAGUGAUGUUCUGACUUAUAGUUAUAUAUUAACAGUUUGUUUACUAA